UUUUUAAAAUUCCAAAAAAAAUCAACAACACACAAUGGCUAUCACCGACACCUCAGCGGAUGAGCUCGGAAAGCCAGCCGUCAGAUUCUCCUCCGGUGGAUGGAAAUCGGCGAGGGUCAUCAUCUGUGUAGAAAUGGCGGAGCGGUUCGCGUAUUUUGGGAUAACGUCGAACCUCAUAACUUACUUGACCGGACCAUUGGGUGAGUCAACCGCUUCAGCUGCGGAAAACGUAAACGCUUGGAUUGGAACGAUGGCGUUUUUGCCGCUUCUAUGGGCGUUCGUAGCGGACUCGUUUCUCGGUCGUUACCGUACUAUCAUCAUCUCAUCUUCUCUCUAUAUACUGGGACUUGGGUUGCUGUCGUUUUCAGCAAUGAUUCCUUCUCACUCCAAAGAUUCAAAUCAGCUCCAAGUGACUCUCUUCGUCUCUUCUCUGUGUCUUGUAGCGAUAGGACAAAGCGGUUACAAACCGUGUGUUAAGGUCUUUGGAGCUGAUCAAUUCGACGGAAAUGACCUCGUUGAGGCAAAAGCCAAGAGUUCUUACUUUAACUGGUUGAUGUUUGGAAGCUGUAUUAGCAUAUCAACCACUCGUUUGGUCUCUAGUUACAUUCAAGAGAACCUAAGCUGGUCCUUGGGAUUUGGUAUUCCAACCGUUUCCAUGAUUCUUGCUCUGUUUCUCUUCCUCUCUGGAACUAAAUCUUACCGGUUUAGUAAUGAAAGAGGAGGAAAGAAAAACCCUUUUGCUAGAAUCGGUCGUGUUUUCAUGGAGGCAAUAAAGAACAAAAGAAAACAAGAUUUAGAUAUAGCAAAUCCGAACGAGAGCCUCCUUCUCUUCCCUCACCAGAGUUCUAAACAAUUUAGGUUCCUUGACAGAGCAGCGAUUUCGUGUGGUAAGGCUGAAAUUGAAGAAGCAAAAGCAGUGCUUAGGCUUGUUCCCAUUUGGACGACUUGCUUAGUCUACGCCAUUGUGUAUGCACAAUCUCCUACUUUUUUCACAAAGCAAGGAGCCACAAUGAACAGGUCAAUCUCACCAGGACUCUUAGUCCCUGCAGCUACGCUCCAAUGCUUCAUCAACUUAACAGCUCUCGUCUUCAUCCCAGCCUACGACUGUCUAUUCGUCCCAAUCGCAAGAUCCUUCACUCAAAUCCCAUCAGGAAUCACAAUGCUUCAAAGGAUUGGCACAGGCAUCUCUCUGUGCAUUCUUGCUAUGGUAAUAGCCGCCUUGGUCGAGACCAAAAGGCUACAAACCGCUCGGGAUGACCCCACCAUACCAAUGAGCGUGUGGUGGUUGGUUCCGCAGUAUGUUGUCUAUGGAGUCGCGGACGUGUUCACAAUGGUGGGUUUACAAGAGUUUUUCUAUGACCAAGUCCCUAGUGAGCUUAGGAGCGUUGGUAUGGCUCUGAACCUAAGCAUAUACGGGGCCGGAAACUUCCUAAGCAGCUUCAUGAUAUCACUCAUUGAUAAAGUAACGAGCCAGUCUGGUCAAACAAGCUGGUUUGAUAACGACCUGAACAAAGCUCAUCUAGACUACUUCUACUGGCUACUCGCUUGUCUCACCUUCAUUGGCUUAGGCGCCUACUUGUGGUUUGCCAAAUCUUAUGUCUACAACAAACCAAACACCUUCUAUUAAUGCAUUUUCUUCUCUGUUCUUCCAAAUUAUUAAAAAU
This is a messenger RNA of Eutrema salsugineum, 1664 nucleotides long. RefSeq names its product protein NRT1/ PTR FAMILY 5.11. Gene Ontology annotation, biological process: dipeptide transport; transmembrane transport. Gene Ontology annotation, cellular component: membrane. The record is from RefSeq and is a predicted model, not a curated record. The transcript has 4 exons. The coding region runs from base 35 to 1627 and encodes 530 amino acids. Gene Ontology annotation, molecular function: tripeptide transmembrane transporter activity; dipeptide transmembrane transporter activity. Lineage: Eukaryota; Viridiplantae; Streptophyta; Magnoliopsida; Brassicales; Brassicaceae.